AUGAAAGCAACCCUCAUCCUCUGCCUCAUCGCCCCCCUGGCAGCCGCCCUCCCCACCCAAACGGAAUCCCUCCCCCUAGACCCCGACCUCGCCGCCCGCCGCGCCAACAUCACCGAGCGCACUCCCGACCUCUGGGACCGCCAAGCCCCCCAGAGCAUCGACCAGCUCAUCAAGCGGCGCGGCAAGGUCUACUUCGGCACCGCCACCGACCGCGGCCUCCUCCAGCGCGAAAAGAACGCGGCCAUCAUCCAGUCCAACCUCGGCCAGGUGACGCCCGAGAACAGCAUGAAGUGGCAGUCGCUCGAGAACAACCAGGGCCAGUACAACUGGGGCGACGCGGACUACCUCGUCAGCUUUGCGCAGCAGAACGGCAAGUCGAUACGCGGACACACGCUCAUCUGGCAUUCGCAGCUGCCUGCGUGGGUGAACAACAUCAACAAUGCGGAUACGUUGCGUCAAGUCAUCCGUACGCAUGUUACGACUGUCGUUGGGCGGUACAAGGGCAAGAUUCGUGCUUGGGACGUGGUCAACGAAAUCUUCAACGAGGAUGGAACACUGCGUUCUUCUGUCUUUUCCAGGCUCCUGGGCGAGGAGUUUGUGUCGAUUGCCUUCCGUGCUGCUCGGGAGGCUGACCCUUCUGCCCGCCUCUACAUCAACGACUACAAUCUCGAUCGUGCGAACAUCAGCAAGGUCAACUUGAUGAGAUAUUACGUCGACAAGUGGAUCUCUCAAGGAGUGCCCAUCGACGGCAUUGGAAGCCAAUCCCACCUAAGCCCUGGAGGAGGUGCCGGUACACUGGGUGCGCUUCAGCAGCUCGCCACGGCACCCGUCACCGAGCUGGCCAUUACCGAGCUUGACAUCCAAAACGCACCGACGACUGAUUACACGCAAGUUGUCCAGGCAUGCCUGAGCGUUUCCAAGUGUGUCGGCAUCACUGUUUGGGGCAUCAGUGACAAGGAUUCGUGGCGUGCUAGCACCAACCCUCUCUUGUUCGAUGCCAACUUCAACCCCAAGCCGGCAUACAACAGCAUUGUUAGCAUCUUACAGUAGAUUUUCU
Trichoderma citrinoviride is the source of this 1057-nucleotide messenger RNA. RefSeq names its product glycoside hydrolase family 10 protein. The coding region runs from base 1 to 1050 and encodes 349 amino acids. The record is from RefSeq and is a predicted model, not a curated record. Lineage: Eukaryota; Fungi; Ascomycota; Sordariomycetes; Hypocreales; Hypocreaceae. Gene Ontology annotation, molecular function: hydrolase activity, hydrolyzing O-glycosyl compounds. Gene Ontology annotation, biological process: carbohydrate metabolic process. The transcript is spliced from 4 exons.